Messenger RNA from Notothenia coriiceps (black rockcod), 7299 nucleotides. It is a transcript of the gene jcadb, whose product is annotated as junctional cadherin 5 associated b. Gene Ontology annotation, biological process: positive regulation of blood vessel endothelial cell proliferation involved in sprouting angiogenesis. Lineage: Eukaryota; Metazoa; Chordata; Actinopteri; Perciformes; Nototheniidae. The record is from RefSeq and is a predicted model, not a curated record. Gene Ontology annotation, cellular component: ruffle membrane; adherens junction. The coding region runs from base 1 to 4227 and encodes 1408 amino acids. The transcript is spliced from 3 exons.
AUGUACAGUGUGGAGGACCUCCUCAUUUCGCACGGAUAUAAAUUGCCCAAGAGCGGCCCUCCGUCUGCCACGCCUUAUGACAAGCGCCCUGCUGAUUGCCAGCGUGAACUCGUGGACAACCGGGCUGGCCGGGGGACGCUGAACGGGUACGAGGCGGAGCGGGGGCCAUCUAUCACGGGUAUCUAUGGCAGCAGGCAGGCGCUGGUGAAGGGCUACCCCGCCACGGACAUCGAGAGCGGGGAAAGGAUCCUGAGGAGAAAGGAACUUGGAAUUGGUAUCCUAGGUGACGCUCAGCCCUUGGGUGAUUCUCUCGCCACAGAUAGUGGGUUCUACGAUGUUCCCAGUUUGACUUAUUCAGAGCCGCUGAGCCAUGAAGAGAGGGAUGUUUCCUACUGGCGGAGGCGAGGCCAGGACUUCAGCAUCCUCCUGGACUAUGCUGAUGGCAGGGAGCUGAGGGCCUCUGCUGGUGCUUGGAGGCCACAGGCCCUGGUAGCAGCAGAAGAACACAGAGCCGAGAGGCAGGCGCAGCAGCUAUGGGAGGAGAUUUCCUGGCUGAGGGACCUGGACGCAGCCCCUGGUCAGCUGAGAGUGACCGGGGAGAGGAAGUGCCAGAGCCUCGGUACAGAGGAGUGGAGGCCUGCUGUGGGCCUGGGAAGGCAGCUGUCAGAGGGGGACGGGGACAGGUGGGCUCAUGACCAUUACCGCCUGAGGACACCCGAGGGCUUUUUUCACCCCAGAGCAAAGGCAAAGUCUCAGUCUCUCCCAAGAGUGUUGUCACCUGAUAGAAUUGCCAGCAGAGAGCUCAUUCCAUCCAGGCCUAGCCUCCCUGAUAGACAGAGGAUAAGCAGCACUGUCUUCUCUGGGCCCUAUAGUAGGUAUAUCUAUAGUGGUGCUGUUGUCAGGGACCGGUGGGGUAGGAAUGCUGGGCCAAGCAGCCAUGUUGCACUUUUACCAAAGCCCAGGUUCAGCAGGCCUUUAAAGCCUCCGUCAUAUGAGACUCACCAGCAGAAUAGGGGUAGCGCAGAAAUGCUUGCUAUAGAACAGGGUGCCAAACAAAAAGAGAGGCCUAUCUACUAUCCAAGAAGUGGGGAUCUGAGACAAGACUAUUACGCACAACACUCUGCCAUCACUGGAAUGGAGCCCCCUGGCUACAUCCCACCCCCAUCUUAUAGAAGAGGCCCACCCCCAAGGUCACAUUCAAUGAACCGCAAUGAAAUGGCAAACCUUAGAUGGAGAGCAGAAGCUCUGCAGAUGCCCAACUCAGAUCCUGGAAGGUGGUUUUACAGACAGGCAGGUUCAUGGCUUGAACAUUACAGAGAUCGUGCUGCGACCUUUCGUAAACAGCUAUAUUCUGGACCUGAAGAACAACUAAGUCAUGCCAGUCAAUUACCCACUGAAGACCCAAGACAGAAUCAAAUCUCAGGAGGGCCUAGCGGAAGUUCUCUCACAGACUCAGACAAGAUCCGUAACAUCAACAAAGAGGUUCCUUCCGCUAAGAUUAUAGGACAAUCUACACAUGAAAGUGCCUUUCCUCCCCAACAGGGGUCAGCUCCCAAUACCGAAAGCCGCAAAACAGCUCCCAAUGACAACGACAGCAGUAAUCGAUGGUGCAACAGGGGAUUAAACAAAAAAAGUGACAGUGUAGGACCUGAACAAAACCGUAGUCAGUUUUUUCCUUCAUCUAUUUUGGGUAAACCACCACCUCCCCCUUGCAAGCCAGCUGAACAGGUUGUCUCUGAAACUGUGACAGAAGUGAAGAAGGUGGAACAACCUGAGCCACCAGAAAAAGACAAAUCCAAGAAUCUUAAAAAGAGACUAAGUGAGACCAUUUUUUGUUUAGUGUCUGUACCCGUUACUCCGCAGCUUACUGGGACAAUCCGUGAUCAGAAUAACAACAAUGAAAAGUCACCAGAUCCAGCGGACAGUCCUAGUGACAACAAAACUGGCCAUUUAACUAACCAAAGUCUCCAAAGCACAUCUUCAGCUGAAGCUGAGCUGCAAGCACUAACUGGUAGCAUAGGUAGCAGCAAAACAAGCAGUAGAGCGAGCAGCAAAAUGUUUAGAAGAGUACCCUGUAGACCCCCUAAGAUAAACCAUUACAAGGAGAUGAAACUGUCGGGAACCUGGCCUGCAAACCAGUAUCGAGACCAGGAGACACAAACUAGCCCAGAGGCCGAAAAACCUGCCCCUGAAAACAACGAAGCACAAAAAGACCCUGUCGCUCCAGACUCUGAAGUCCCUACUGAUAGCAGCAGUGCAGUGGGCACUGCGUUCACUUUUCCUAUUAAGGGAGUAAAGAGCCUGAAACUGUCGAGCAACAGCGCCUUCUCCCUGACCGCCACCUUCUCCAACCAGCUGAACAAGAGCACAGCUCAGCAGCCAGCAGUACCACCCUCAGGAAACGUGGAGGAGCCCAAACCAGCAGAAAACAGUGGGCAGGAAGCAUUCGAACCAUUCCUGUUGAAACCCAUCGUCCAGCGUCCAUGGGAUGCUGUCAAAGAGCUGGAGACCAUCAAAAAAGAAGUCCAGGAUCAACAGCAGCAGCAGAGCAGCAAACAGCCCAGCGUUGAUAAGUGCAUAGAGGACCUCAACGAGGCCUACAAAGACAUCUUGGAGCUAGGCACUGCCAGCAAUAAAGUCCCAGAUGGUUCUGUUCAAAUUCCUGAGCGUAUCAAAAUCCGGUUGACAUCAGAACCUCUCAACAAGCCCAGCAGCCUUAGGCGCAGUGCAGUAAGCUGGUCUGUUGACCCAGAAUACAGGGAAGUCAAGAGCGCCUUCUCCAGGCCUGCUACAAAGUCAGUAACCUUCAGCAAGCAGCUUCGGGAGGAGCUCCCCGUCCCACCCCGGGAGACAGGCUUCAGAGAAUACAGGGUUAUUACACAUCUUUCGCGCAGACGGAGCAACGAUGGCAGGACAGUAAAACUAGAGCUGCCAGAUGAGCCUAUUGAGACACCACUUUGUGACUUCAGUCCAAUGACAAACACGGCAGCAGCUGAGAUGCCAUGGGCAGAUAGACAGCCCAUGCAGGAUGCCUCUACGCUCACUAGUCCUCCGGAUUAUGAGGACAUAUGCCAGACUUUGCGUCCCUCUAGAGACCCGGCGGAUGGCAAUAAAGCGUCCGCAGGCAAUUUUAAAUCUAAUGAUGCAGAGACUCUUCAAGAUCUUAGAGGUGAAUCAGAGGAGGAGUGCCCUAUUUGUAAAAGAGAACUUGAGAAUCAAAUGAGACUGGGCCCAUUGCCUCCCCUUCACGAGGAGAACAGCUCGGACAGCUCGACCAAUCAAAAUGGCAGUCCACCACACCGCGCUGCAUUAGAGGGUGUUAAAACAGAAGAGCCAAAUGAUUCAAGUUUAAAUCAGUCAGGGUCUGACCUAUGUGCUGGAACAAGGGAUCAGAAUUCAAUGACAGAGGAAAAUGUAGGAGGGGGUGAAAAAGCAGAAAACCAGGAGGAUUUGUGUGCAGAUAAUCCUGUUGAGAGAAAACCAGCAAACGGAGCUACAGAGGAGAGCACAUCCACAACAUCAGCUACUGAUGUGCCUCAAGACCCCCAAGUCACAGCGGAACAGAGUGUUAGUGAAACAGUAACUAAGGAAGUAGAAUUAGCAGAGAAGGAAGCCAAUACAGGAGAAACACCUGAGGGUAGCGCAGACAAACAGACGGAAGAAGUGAAAAGUGAAAGUGAGGGACAAGACAGUGCAAUGCCUGAUAACAAGCAGGAGCAAGAAAAGAAGCCAUUUGCUGGUCCAGAGCAUAGACUUGUUUUACGGACUCAUUUGGGGCGAGAUCACCCCGGGUUACCGGAGUUUCCGCCAGAUAGACUGCCACUUUCAGUUCCUCCAAACCUAGACCGCAGGCUGUCUCUUAGCUUGGAGGGGGAGCGGAGGAGCAAGGGCCCCGCCCAGCGAAUGGAGGCGUUGCAGACCAAGCUGGCUGUUUCUCCAGGUCGCGUGGCAGUCGAGCGCAUGGGUUGGAUGAGGGAGGUGGACGUCAUGUAUCGUAUGCGGCGGCUCAGCAUCAGGAGUACUGACUCUGGGGAGGGGGAGGCAGAAGGGGAGGGCAAGGACGAACCAGAGGAGGAGCCCCAGCCUGGUCCUCAGAGAGACGAGGAGAACGAUCAAGAUCAAGAGGUCACCCAUUCACCGCAGGUCUCUGAGGAGACAGUGUUGCAAGAUGAGCAGGAGUCAUCUCUCUCAGAACCCCAUGAUCCCAGCCGAGCGGAGACAGAGUAGAAAGACUGCGUCCAUCAUCUUGAUCUGAGGUUUUUAGCUCCAACACUGUGACCUGGCUGCCUACUAGAAUGCCUUCAUCUCAUCUUGACACUGAAAUGGCCUUCUUGUCCGACAAGAGCAUUGUGUACACCCUCACCCUCGGCGCUGCGUUGACUACUAAGAGUGCUGUUCCACUGCCAAAGGGAGGUGCCCCUUUAACUUGUGGGGCAACUUCCACUACGAAUCCCUACCCAGCCUUUCCCAAACUGACUUCCCACUACCCCAUCUGUCCUCCAUCCCCAAACCCAUCCUCUUAUAGGGUUUCUACUAGUUAGUCUUCUUGUAGCGGCUUGUCCUUUCUAUUCUCUUCUCCCUAUGCUUUUCUCAUUGGCAGACAUUAUGCAAUUCUGUCGUGCAUACUAGAACUUAUAAAAUGUCCAUAGUGAAUACAGUUGAGACAUUUUUUUGCAUACUGAACGAAUCUUGUUUGUUUACGGGAGAGCUAUUAAGGAUAUGAAUGUAAGCGUUUAUGUUUAAUCUAACGUAGACAUAGAAGGGUUAUUGUCCCAACCUUUUCUGUUGCAUUUAAACUACACCAAAAUAAACUGCGUAUCUGAUUGUCGUGGUGAGGCGACAGCUGUUUUAGAACUGGACAUCACUGUCUCUGGCUCAAGAACUGUUUUGAUUUUAGACGAGAUCAGUCAGCCUUUCUUUUCUUAAAAUGUGACGACAUUGUGCCCUGUCUCAUUGCUUUUGUACACACUGCAACCGUAACCCAUAAAGCUCUUCAAUGAAGAGUGACUCUACACCACAUGAGAUGAUAGACCAGUGACCUAUUAUACAUUGAAUUGGUUUUAAGCUGGAGGGGGAGAGUUGCCUUCUUUAGAUGUGCGGUAGUCCUCUGAUCAAUCCCAUGAAUAGCUCCCUUUUCCAGGUAAUUUCAGGAAGCAAUAAAGGCACAGAUUGAGUUUAAGUGUUGGUUGGUGAAUUUGAUCAACUUUAAAGAUGGAUAUAGGGAAAUAGAAGAAAAAAAAAAAGAUAGGUAGAGCAAUAUUGUUGUACAAACAGCUCAGUGGUGUAGUGGAGCUACCUGUAGGACCCAUUGUCAGGAGUUUUGAUGUGUGUCAUUUGAAAUCAUAUUACAGGGAUAUGGAGUCGUGUCAGGGUAUAACAGGGGGUUUCAUGAUAUAUAUCUAUGUUCAUACAUCUGUAUCGCAAAGAGACAACAUUUCAUGGAAAAGUUAUUUUUUUUAUCAUCGAAUUGUUAAUCAGUUUGCAUAAUGUACAAAAUAAAGUAUAUUUUAAAUAUUUUAAGAGAUAUUUUGUAUUUAACCAUGACAUUUUAUUUCUCAACACAUAUAUCAAGAUCAAGGUAUCAUAUGUCUGUAUAGUAUUAUACUGAGAGUAUACAUACUUUUCUAGUGCUUUAAAAUCUAAGUGAUAUGAGAAGGGAUGGCCCUGUGGUGGGCCUUGAUCACACGAUUCGGUUCCAGUGAGCGAUAGGGUUCAUCAUUGACGGUGUUGACGUGAUGGAAACUUUUUGAAUGUGCCAUGAUUUCUUAUUUGAUAGUGCUUUUUCAUACGCUAACAGAGUCAAUGUCGGACGCUCCUUGUGAUAUUUAAUUCAUCAAUCCAUAUCAGCUGUAACUCCUCUGUUGGUGGUCAGACAUGACUUGUGUCUUAUCUUUGUCUUUGUAUGUCUACCAAUCCAAAUCAUGUAUCGUUCUGUUGUUGGUUCUUCAAAAACAAGUUUAGAAAUAAAAUUGGGAUUUUUUUUAUUUUCCUCCCUCCCUUCCUUCUUUCCCUCCUCUCAACUUCCUCCUUUAUUACGUUUAUUCUACAGCGUGUUCAUGUUGUGUAAAAUGUUCUGCCGUCCCUAACACUUAUUGCACUAAAAGGAUACAAUGCAGUAUGCUAUUUUUGGCUAAAACCAUACAUUUGCAAAAGUAUGAAAAUCGUUUUUUUUUCUAAAUACAGGGUUUUUCAAAUGAAUUUAAAAUAAAAAUGUAAAACUUAAACAAUGAUUUGAAAAAAUAUUAUUAAUGAUAAAAGUUUGCAGUUAUGUGGUUUUUCCUACAACAGCAGUGCUGCAUUGGUGUAACGUAUCAACAGAUUUGUAGUAAACCAUCACUGUUUAAUCACUCACCGAGUACCACUCAAUUGUUAUGUAGCAUUUUACAGUUGUAGCAUUUUAUCAACUCAGAACUUUGUCUUAGUAUUUCAAACAUUUCUUGUAAAUUUGGAAUAAUCAUGUCGCCUUAUUAUGUGUGCAUUACAUUAUACUCCAGGCAAUGCCAAAUAUUAACCUACUAAGCACUGUUUCAUACCUUAGGUUUUUACACACAACUUGCUGUUCUGCCAUCCCUCUGGUGGGAGAGGUACGGUAGCAUUGAGGAUAGUUUCUGCUCUUCAUGGCGUUAGUCUGAAGGGAACAUUGAAUCAAAACUGUGAUCUUCAAAUAACUCAAAAAGCAUAAUUUAAAAAAAGUACAGGAUAAGAUUCAGUGUUUCAAGAGAGGCUUAAAGUCAGCAUCACAGGGAGGACAAGCUGACACGCCCACAUCUCAUUUUCAAUUCAUUUUGAAGACUGAAAGGCUUUGCCCCGGUCUUGUGUGUAAACUGCCCCUAAUGACAUUUAAAUACCUAUUUCAGUACAUACGCCCCCCCAAAUAAUUGGCAUGUCAGGUACACUUGAACACAGUGUCAUUUGACUUUUUGUACUGCAGGUUAUGUGCAACAUGAAGUAAUUAUGCACACUUGUAAUAUUUUCUAUUUUCAUAUGAGAUUUAAGUGCUUUUUGUACUCACUGACAUCUUUUUUUCUUCCUUGCAUGAAAUGCAAGAGAAAGGAGGAAAAAAAAUGUUUUUCACAAAGUAUAUUUGCAUUUGGUACUCCAAUAGUAAAUACAGUGGGCAAACAUUAUGUUUCAUAAUUUAAUUUACAAAACUAUGCCAAGUAUUUAAAAGCUAUUUUUAGAGUAAAUCAGAAGAGAACUCAUUCAUUUUCUUUCAUUUUAAGACAUGCCUUUAUCUUUGUAUCUAUAAAUAUGAGCAUAAUCCAUAGUCAUAUGAUUGUGCUACUGUUGUAUGAUACU